GCGAGCGAAGCGGCACGCUCAGUCCGCGCGCGGCAAUCGACAAGUGCGGUCGCGCUCGGAGCUUGCCGUACCGGAGCAGCGGCGUGCGCGUUUGUGUGUGUGGUGCGGUGUGUCUACGAUAGAAGCGCGCGUGCGUGCGCUUGGCAAGUGGUCCUGUCAGUGCAUCUAGUUGUGAGUCGAGGCACGCAUGGCCGGCUUGUUGCAGCCUCCUACUGCCGCCAACGGGAACGCCGGCGGAGCGUGCGCCGCCGGUGGCCUAUCAGCUCCCAGCAGCCCUUCUCUGGGAAACCGACUCACCGUUCCAGGGUCCCAGGGUCCACGAGACCGCAAGUACAGCCUACCUCUUCAGCUUCAGCGGCGACCGUCGCUGUCCGGAUACGCGGCCGCGGUUGAGUCGGCUCGCGAGGAUGCUCGCCGGCGCAAGUUCAGCCAGGUCGGCCAGGUGGUGUCUCACCGACUGUCCACCACCAUCGGCUGGAAGGUGUACACGGUGACCACCCAGGAGGUGGCCGAUCAGGCCAAGAGCCUGUGCGGCCGCUACCUGCGCGCCAAGCUCAAGCAGUGCGGUGCCGUGCACAAGAAGCUCGGCCUUCAGCGACUGCGGAGCGUGAGCAACCUGAGCGUCGGCUACCCGACGUCGGACGUGGCCCAGAGGCUGCGGCUCGUGUGCUCCGAGCUCGAGAGCUCGCACCCCGACCUUUACCAGACGGUGACGGGCAACAUUGGCGUGCACGCGCUGCCCUCCGAGACGGCGGUGCAGAACGUGUUCGAGGCGGUGGCUCGCGAGCUGUUCCGCAACGACAUCUCGUGGGGUCGCAUCGUGGCCCUGUACUCGGUCUCCGGAGGACUCGCCGUCGACUGCGUCAAGUUGGGUCACCCCGAGUACGUGUUAGGCCUCGUUCAAGCCCUGGGUCUCUUCGUCGAGCGGGACCUGGCCACAUGGAUCAGUCAGCAAGGUGGAUGGGGAACCCUAAUCACGCGGUUCCGACGACGGCCCCAGCGGUCAAUCCUGGUCGACUUCUUCCUUAUCGUUGCCGGCCUGGUGCUGGUCGUGGUGCUCCUCUAUUACUGGCUGUCCUGACGCCCGGCCCACACUCUACACCUCGCAAGGAUGCUGUGAUCGGCGCCAUUUUCCUUCCGCCCAACUUUCUCCAGCGUCACAUUCUCGAAGCCCCCACGACGCCAAAGAAGUGGUGCUAUGUGAGAGCGCGGUCUCGUUGAACGAAACCACCGGGCGAAGCCAAGUGGCCGUCUGAACAAAUAAGUGUAUACGGCCGUGAAUCUGUUUACGUGAAACCACGUAUCCGGCAGUUCGGCGUGCUGGUGCUGUGAACUCCUCUGUGCUUCAGUUGUCCAGGCCAACGUCCACGUGACGCUCCACCACGGUCGCCACUGAUGCAAGACACCUGUUCCUUGGUCCACUGUAGCGAGAUUACCUAAUCACCCGUGUUAUACCUGGAUUUAGUGUUUGUUUGGUGCCACAUCACGACACCCCGAACGUGUCAGAGGGAUUGUCGUCGAGAGGGACACCAGUUAAGAGGAACCAUGACAAGGAUUGAGUGCAAAGCCAGACUUUAUUUUUGCUUGCAUGUUUAGUGUAUCCUAGCGUCCAAACUUGCGCAGUCUUCACAAGGAAUGUUUGUGAUUCUGUGCGUUACGACAUGAGCUGACUUGGCAUCCUGAGCCAUACGGAGACCGCUGUAGCGGGUGGUUCCUGGACUCUAAUGAGUUAUUAGAACUGUGUGUUUUGUGUUGGUACAUACGCGGACGCGAUAAUCUGAAGCAUGCAUUUAUCUUCUAGAAAGACACUGGUUCAAUUUAGUGAGAUAAAAUGGCUAUAUGUGCGAGCCAUUUGUUUAACAAUAAGAAAUUUGCAGGA
This is a messenger RNA of Rhipicephalus sanguineus (brown dog tick), 1879 nucleotides long. Its product is annotated as bcl-2-related ovarian killer protein. NCBI's taxonomy places the organism in Eukaryota, Metazoa, Arthropoda, Arachnida, Ixodida, Ixodidae. The record is from RefSeq and is a predicted model, not a curated record. Bases 188 to 1081 code for a protein of 297 amino acids. Gene Ontology annotation, molecular function: protein homodimerization activity; protein heterodimerization activity. Gene Ontology annotation, biological process: regulation of apoptotic process; extrinsic apoptotic signaling pathway in absence of ligand; intrinsic apoptotic signaling pathway in response to DNA damage. The transcript has 3 exons. Gene Ontology annotation, cellular component: mitochondrial outer membrane.